Molecule: messenger RNA, 2547 nt
Organism: Penicillium canariense
Lineage: Eukaryota; Fungi; Ascomycota; Eurotiomycetes; Eurotiales; Aspergillaceae
Product: putative cell polarity protein
Exons: 3
Coding region: 1-2547 (848 amino acids)
Cellular component (GO): cell cortex of growing cell tip; actomyosin contractile ring
Molecular function (GO): MAP kinase scaffold activity
Source: RefSeq, a predicted model, not a curated record
AUGAAUGGCCAUUCGGGAGCCAUGUCGCCUGUCUCCGUUGAUGGCAGCGACUGCCACCCCCCAACCUCUGGCGUCCCCAGCGCGCCCUUGAGUCCUAACAGCAUUGGACCACCACAUCUGGGCAGCGGCAAUCCCUCCCCACCCAGCUCAGUAGCUGCACGAUCCAGUGUUGGAACUCUGGGUGAUGGCCAGCGCGAUGGUGGCCGACGGGGCCGACAGAUGGAGGAGAUCCUGCACCAACACUAUGUGACCUUAAGACGAUUUCUCGAUGCCUCGAUGCGCGAGGACCGGUUAAACGGCCGAUCGAACAAAGCCCGCGAUAAGCUGCUGCGACUCUCGCCCACCCAGUUCCAUGAACUCAGCACCGACGUCUACGAUGAGCUAGUGCGUCGCCAGCAAGCGAUGCCUCCGCCGGGCCGACCUCCCCGUCCUGACGUUCCUCCCUUCCUCCCUCCGCGCAAAGACUUCCACGAGAAGCGAAACCAUGCUCGCCAGAAGCUCGCCUCGCUCCAACAUCAGCGUUUCCGCGACCUAGCGACCGAUGUGUUCUGCGAGUUGGAGCGUCGAUUUCCGCACUUCACCGGCCGCGGGCGGCCACCACCUCCCGGUGCCAGACGAUCACAGUCUCGUGGCCCUCCUAGUCGCAUGGGCCGGGGUUAUCCAUCAGGUGGUCCUCCUAGUAGCCCUAGCCCAUUCCCUCCGCGCCAAGGUUCUUUAGGAGGCCCACCGGCAGGGAUGAAUGGAGACGGUCCUUUCCCUCGGUCUUUUCAAAGUAACACCAUGGUUCCCAACAAGAGCACGAUGGUGGAGGAUAGUGACGAUAUGGGAGGAGACGAUGACGAUGAUGCUCGGAGCGAUGCGUUUGCCCUGGAUGCUGUUUUGAGCAGACGGGGUACUACAACGACUCUGGGUGACAGUGAAAGAAAAUUGCUCCUGGAGAGCCAGACGCAAGUUUCAGCGCUGCAGGACAAGGUCGAAAAGCUGGAGGAACAGCUUCGCAUGAAGGAUGAGGAGCUAUCCCGGUCAUCAGAUGCAGACCAAUCUGCAAUCAGCCAUAGCGAACGCCAGGAGUGGGAUGAUCUGCGACAGGAUCUGGAGAGCAAGGUCUCCAAGGCAGAGGAUCUGAACAGUUCGCUCCAGCUUGAGCUCGACCGAGUUCGGGCUGACCAUGACAGUAUGGAACGUGAUCUUCGCAGCCAGCUCGAUGAAGCCGGUCAGGGUGCACGAGAUGUAGCCUUGGAGGCUCGAUACACUGACUUGGAGAGCAAGCACCAGAACCUCCAAGUGGAGCUGCAACACCAACAGGAGGUCACAGCGGAGGUGCGACGUGAAGCAUCUGAAUUCCUUAUGGAAAUGAAGACCCUCACGGCCCAGAGCCAUUCCAAUUGGGAACGUGAAGAGCAAUUAUCCAACGACGUUCACAGGCUCGAAGCGGAGCUCAAUGAUUGGAAGCACCGUUAUGCCAAAGCGAAGUCUCAGCUGCGCCACCUGCGCACGUCCUCUGGCGGAAUUGCUGAUCACCGGCCUGAUGCAAGGAUCAUUGCUAAGGAGCAUGAGCUGGUACAGGCUGACGGUGUCGUGAAGGACAUUCAUGUCACCAAGUUCCAGAUGUCAAUUGACGAGCUUCUCCGCAUUGCCCGUUUCGAGGACUCCCAGCAAGUAUCGCACCAAAUCAAGUUUGUCAUUGUGGCUGUUCGCCAUAUGAUUCAGGAUGUGGACCAGGCUCCCCCGCCGGUCGAUGGCUCGGCUGCUCUGCGCAUGAAGGCCAAGGAUCGCGUCUCUGCUACUGCCAACAACAUGAUUACCGCCGCUCGCAACUUCGCCAGCUCCGGCGGCCUUUCACCAGUUUCCUUGCUGGAUGCGGCUGCUUCACAUCUUUGCACUGCUGUCGUGGAGUUGAUACGCGCCGUGAAGAUCCACGCCUCGCCCGCGGAUGAACUGGACGAGGACGACGUGGACAUGUCGCACGAGAAGUUCCCGGACUACUUCAGCCCCACGGGCGGCCAAAGGCCGCUCAGCAACCACUCUGAAUAUAGCGUGUUGAGUCCUCCAGAUCAGGCGCACCCUGCGAUGCAGAAUGGCCUAACUAAUGGCAAUGGAUAUGGCUACGGGGCCCCUCAGGAGGACCACGAGCUUCAGGAGCUGAAGCUAUAUGUUGAGGAUCAGACUGAUAGCAUGGUCCAAUCCAUCCAGGCUCUGGUAGCCAGCAUUCGUGCCGAGUACGACAUGCAGACCGUCCAGACCUAUGUAUCCGCCAUCGGAAACAUCGUUGCCAAUGUGGUCUCCUCUACGGAAAACAUGAUUCACGACCGUAACGGCGAUGUUGCCCUGCGUGAACGAUCCGAGCCCGUCAUUCAGAUGCUCGAUCAAUGCCGUGGCCGGCUGCUGAACAUCGCCGCCGAGGGCCAUAAUGCUACCAGCCCCGAGCAACUGCGCGAGGUCACCAAUCAGCUACCUCCUAUUGCAUUCGAGACUGCUCGCCAUGCCAAGGAUCUUGUGCACCGCCUGGAGUCUUUAGCAAACGCAGACGAGGACGACUUCCGGUGA